This is a messenger RNA of Anopheles nili, 2883 nucleotides long. RefSeq lists its product as uncharacterized. Lineage: Eukaryota; Metazoa; Arthropoda; Insecta; Diptera; Culicidae. Gene Ontology annotation, biological process: trehalose biosynthetic process. Bases 1 to 2451 code for a protein of 816 amino acids. Gene Ontology annotation, molecular function: catalytic activity. Gene Ontology annotation, cellular component: alpha,alpha-trehalose-phosphate synthase complex (UDP-forming); cytosol. The transcript is spliced from 5 exons. The record is from RefSeq and is a predicted model, not a curated record.
AUGGCUACGAACUGUGAGAUCACCAUCACCGGACCGCAGGAGGCGCACACGAAAAGCAGCCUGAUCGUGGUCUCGAACAGGUUGCCGUUUGUGUUGAAGCGUGACUCCAAAACGGGCCAGCUGAGUCGUCAUGCAAGUGCCGGAGGAUUAGUCACCGCGGUCGCGCCGGUCGUGAUCAAGGGCAAGGGACUGUGGGUUGGUUGGUCCGGCAUAACGCUGACGGAUGAGAACGAACCGAUCCCGGAGUCGGACCCAUCGGACAAUACGCCCACUGCCGGGUUGCUUUCGGAUCAGGUCGUUUCGGUGAACGUAGAACCAAAGCUGUUUGAUAGCUACUACAAUGGGUGUUGUAAUGGGACGUUCUGGCCGCUGUUCCACUCGAUGCCGGGAAGGGCCACGUUCUGUGCUGAUCACUGGCGAUCGUACUACGAUGUGAACAAGGAGUUCGCUGCCAGGACGAUCGAGGCUCUCGAGAAGGCUGUCAGCAAGAACACCCAUCAGGGUGUGCCAUUGAUCUGGAUUCACGAUUAUCACCUGAUGUUGGCCGCGAAUUGGAUCCGUGAGGCUGCUGACGAACGGAACCUUCCGUAUCAGAUUGCGUUCUUCCUGCAUAUCCCGUUCCCACCGUGGGAUAUCUUCCGGUUGUACCCGUGGUCGGACGAGAUCCUUCAGGGCAUGCUGGCGUGUGAUAUGAUUGGGUUCCACAUUCGCGAUUACUGUCUCAACUUCGUGGAUUGCUGUCAGCGAAAUUUGGGAUGCCGUGUGGACCGGAAGAACCUGCUGGUUGAGCAUGGUGGACGUUCGGUGCGUGUUCGUCCACUUCCGAUUGGCAUCCCGUUCGAUAGGUUCGUCGAACUGGCGCAUUCGGCGCGUAAGGUGAUCAACACCAACCAGAAGAUCAUUCUCGGUGUGGACCGGUUGGACUACACGAAGGGGCUUGUGAACAGGCUGAAAGCGUUCGAAGUGCUCCUUGAGAAGCAUCCGGAACACCGGGAGAACGUGAGUCUGCUUCAGAUCUCGGUCCCAUCCCGCACGGACGUGAAGGAGUACCAGGAACUGAAGGAGGAGAUGGAUCAGCUUGUGGGACGCAUAAAUGGACGUUUUACGACGGCCAACUGGUCCCCGAUACGCUACAUCUACGGUUGUGUCGGUCAGGAAGAGCUUGCCGCCUUUUACCGGGAGGCGUCCGUGUGUCUGGUGACGCCGUUACGUGAUGGAAUGAACCUAGUAGCGAAGGAGUUUGUAGCCUGUCAAAUCAACGAACCACCUGGUGUGCUGAUUGUGUCCCCGUUUGCUGGUGCCGGUGAAACCAUGCACGAAGCGUUGCUUUGCAAUCCGUACGAGUUGGAUGCCGCUGCUGAGGUGAUACACCGUGCUCUCACAAUGCCGGAAGACGAACGCACGUUGCGGAUGUCUCGUAUGCGUCGUCGCGAGAUGCAGAAUGAUGUGAACAGUUGGAUGAGACAGUUCCUUAAGGCGAUGGGAUCGCUGGAAGAGGAUGACAUCGGUACUACCACGAUGCAGCCGGUGACUGUGGAUGACUUCGAUGAUUACUUGUUGAACUACAUCGGGUAUAAUCAUAAGCUCGCGCUUUUGCUCGAUUACGACGGAACGUUGGCUCCGAUCGCGCCUCAUCCGGACCUGGCAACGCUUCCGCCGGAAACGAAGAACGUCCUGCAGCGAUUGUCGAACCACUCGGACGUGUACAUCGCCAUCAUCUCGGGGCGUAACGUGGAGAACGUGAAGCAGAUGGUCGGAAUCGAGGGCAUUACUUACGCCGGUAACCACGGGCUGGAGAUACUGCAUCCGGAUGGCAGCAAGUUCGUGCAUCCCAUGCCAAUCGAGUACGAGGAUAAGGUCAGCGGUUUGCUGAAAUCGUUGCAGGAUUCGGUAUGCGGUGACGGUGCUUGGGUGGAAAAUAAGGGACCUCUUCUGACGUACCAUUACCGUGAAACUCCGGCCGAGUUGCGUCCUGCUAUGGUGGAAAAAGCACGUCAGUUAAUCAUUCAGUUUGGGUUCCGUGCGGCCGAAGCGCACUGUGCGAUUGAGGCAAAACCACCGGUACAGUGGAACAAGGGACGUGCAUCGAUAUACAUCCUGCGAACGGCGUUCGGUGUGGACUGGAGUGAGCGUAUUAAGAUCAUUUACGCUGGUGACGACAUGACCGAUGAGGACGCCAUGAUGGCUCUCAAGGGUAUGGCGGCCACGUUCCGCGUUACGAACUCGCAGAUCAUCAAAACCUCCGCCGAACGGCGUCUGCCCUCGACCGAUUCCGUGCUGACCAUGCUGAAGUGGGUUGAGCGGCAUUUCAUGCGUCGUAAGCCACGUGCCAACAGCUUGACGUAUCGUGGCAAGAAGAAGGACUGCGUAAAGAUGCAGAUGGCUUUCGAUUUGGUGCCGAAUACCAGCGCCGCUAACAGUGCCGCCAGUAGUUCCGAUGAGCGCGACUAAUCGCUGUCCUCUUGGGUACUCUAGAAGUGGCAAGAUUUGCACCACCGGCCUUAGUUCCCGUUGUUAUCCGCAGUGACAAUCUGCUCUAGUUAUUUCUGCUUCCAAAAGUAUCGUUAACAUUUGUUUCUUAAGUUGUUGCUUUGUUUGUUUGCUAAAAAACAAUUCAAACUUUCUGUCUGUUGGAAGCAUGCUAAAUUGUUUCAUGUGAAUUAGCGUCUAAGUUUUACGAUUGCGUAGCAGCGAUGAUGUGAGAGCUGAGGAAAACAAUGAACAUUUUGUUUCAGGAACAUCAAUGAUAUUCGUACACCGUGCUUGUAGGGUUAGGUUAGUGAAAUAAAUUCCUAGUGGUUAUUAAGCAAAACGAAUAAAUUGGUUGUGUUGGCAGCCACCAAAAAUUUCCAAUCCAACAGAGGUAUUGUUGGAUGCAAAAAC